CCAGCCCCGAAGUCAGGGUGCCCAGCCCUGCCCGGCCCUUCCCAGCUCUUGGAGCCUGUAGCAGCAGCUCCUUCUCCAGUGGUGGUUCCAGGAGCCUUCCAGGUCCAGUGGACACCAGUAUAAGGUUGAGACAUUUGACAGGGGCUCUGGUGUAAGCCGUAAUAGCUGAGGUUAGCAGUAGCAGUGUUUGGGUGAGGGUCAGGGUCAAGAACCAAGUUGGAAGCAGGGCUCUGGUUACUCUCCUGCCAUCUAUUGCUUCCGCUCAGGAAGUCUCUUCCUAGUCGUCCGUUCUCCCCUCCAUAGUUCACCGGCCCCCCAUCCAGGCUCUUAGUGGGAUAGCUUCUCUGCCUGCUCUUCCCAAUGCUAUGCCUCCCACAAUCCAGCGUAGAUCUGGCAUUUCUUGUUCUUCUCACUGCCCACGGGCACAAGUUUGAAGUCCUCUGCCUAGCCCUCAAGGUCCUCUAUGACCUGGACUUCCUCCCCACUUCAUGCUUCUCACUCUCCUGGCUCCAGUAGAAACAGACAUCUCUGCCCAUGAAUGUCUUACAGCUACCUCCUCGUCUUUGCUUAUGCUAUCCCCCCUCGAGUUCCUAGUCAUUCUUUAAAACCCAACUUAAAUGCUACUUUCUCUGGAAGCAUUCCCAGAUUUCCUCUUGGCAAUGAUCUUCCCCAGAAGAUUGUAAAGAUCCCUUUGUUUGCAUGUUCCAAACCUAUUGAUCAUAUAACACUGUAUUAUAGUUAUAUGUUGAUGCUUGGCCCUCCCAGACCAUCAGCUUCAGUAGGGGGAGGGUUCCAGCCAAGGUCUGGUCAGUCUACAUGAGCAGUCAGUUAAAGGUAAGGUCAAGUUCAAGGUGAAAAAAGCCUGCCGUGUCUUCCAACUCGGAUGAUGUGAUUAAGGCUUAAGUCAGAGACAAGUUUAGGGACGCGGCUAGCUUUAGGAUUUGCAUGAUGGAUAUAGUUGAAAUAGAAUUUCCAGUAAAGGAAGGGAAGAUUUGGGGCUAGGAAUGGGAUUAGAAUUUGGGGUAACAACAUAUCUCAAGUGUCGUUAGUAUUAGCAUUAAGAAGGUGAUCAGAGUUGGGGGCUCUGUGGGGAGUACUAGCUUCACAGCUCAAUGGUUAUUCCUCCUUCACCGCAUCAAGGCAAUAGGGGAGAGGGGGCCUAGGUGUCUGGCAGUCUUGGACGACGUUUUCUUAUACAUGGCUGCUUCUGGGGGAAGAUGGUUGCUUUCUUACUCGGGUCAGUGGGAGGUGAUCGGUUUGAAGAUGGGAGGCUGGGGAGGGGGGAGAGCCUCAGCCCCUGCCUCACAGCCCACCAUCUCACUUGCAGACAUAGUGACAGAGGAUGACGUCUACUGCAGCUGUCUGUCGAAGACGCUGUGCCACGUGCCCACACCUGUGACGGUGGGCUUCUAUGCCCCCUUUGGCUGCCGACUGCACAUGAUGCUGGACAAAAUUACAGCCCUCAUGCAGAAGGAGGCGGCCCAGCGGGAAGCAGAGGAGCUCCACCAGGCGCAAUGGAAACCUCGCCCGGUGCACGGCUGGGGCUUCCCGCAGCUCCUCUGGUACUUGGUCUUCUGCCAGCCCGUCAUCACGGAGCUCCACCUGCGUCGGAAGAAUGUGCAGUUCCUGUUUAUCCGCUUCAGCGCCUGGCAGUACGCGGGCACAGACAAGCUGUGGGCCGGGCUGGUGACCACUCUGUGUGACGGCAUCCGCGGCCACUAUGGGGCGCUGCCCUUCAGCCUCUACACCGUGGUGGGCAACAAGCCGGCCAUGGCCCCGGACUGCUGCCAGCGCGAGUGGCACUGCCGCCGCAGGGUGUGCCUGAUCAUCCUGGCGCUGGCCGCGGCCCUGGCCCUGGGCAUUGGCCUCCUCUACCUCUCCAUCAGUGGCAGGGGUGCUGGGCGGGAAGGGGGUGGCCACGGAAGCAUGCUCAAAGUGUUUGGGGGCGCAGCCACCACCCUGUCAGGCUCCGGCCUGCUCAUGGCCCUGUACUCAGUGGGCAAACAUUUGUUUGUGAGCCAGCGGAAGAAGAUCGAGAGGCUGGUCACGCGGGAGAAGUUUGGGAGCCAGCUGGGCUUCAUGUGUGAGGUCAAGAAGGAGGUGGAGCUGCUCACCAACUACAUCUGCUUCCUGGAGAUCUUUCAGCGGCGGCGGCUCCGGAUCGUCCUGGAGGUCACCGGCCUCGACACCUGCUACCCGGAGCGCGUCGUGGGCGUGCUCAACGCCAUCAACACGCUGCUGUCGGACAGCCAAGCCCCGUUCAUCUUCAUCCUGGUGGUGGACCCCCACAUCCUGGCCUCGUGCCUCGAGAGCGCGGGCUCCAUGAAGGGUGUGGCCGACAACGGCUACCUCUUUCUCAACCGCACCGUCACGCUGCCGUUCUCUGUGCCCAUCAUGGGGCGGCGGACCAAGCUGCGCUUUCUGGAAGACGCCGUACAGAGCCGGGACGACCUGCUCUACCGGGCCAUCACACGGCAGCUGCGGGGCAGCCAGAAAGGGGCCCCCCCCGAGGCCGAGGGCACGGAGCUGCUUCACGUGGAGGUGGCAGGUGGGCAGGACCAGGGCCGCAUAGAGGCAGAGGCCGGGCAGCGCAUCCAGGAGGCCCUCUUCUGCCUGCAUGACGAGCAGGACUGCCUGUACGAGUACAUCCCGGACAACGUGGUUUCCAUGCGGCGCAUCGUGAACACGGUGCCCAUCACGGUAAGGCUGCUGCAGGAGCACCAGGCCCGGGGCGGGGCCAUGCGGCCGACGCCGCGUCAGGCCGUGGCCUGGGUGGUCCUGGCCAACCAGUGGCCCUGCCGGCUAAGCUGGGCCCUGCAGUGCCUAGAAGACCGCCAGCAGGUGGAGGGCGGCCCUGACCCGCAGGCUCCGCUCUGGGGCAUCUUCCGAGACAACAGCCGCGAGCUCCACACCAUGACCAAGGCCCUGCAGAACGUGGUGGACCUGGACGGCGACCCGGAGCUCUUUGCCCGCUUCCUGGGCACCGACUUCCCUUUUACUGUGGCGGAGGCUCAAAGCCUGCUCUGCUGCACCGUCAACCUAGACCACUCCAUCCGCCGCCGCAUGGGGCUCAUCCGGAGCAUCCGUGCCCUCAACCCGCCAGGUAGUGACCCUCACAGCUCUGCCUCCCGCUCAGAGAAGCCGCCCUCCCCCCUGCGGGACCGGCCCUUCCACGCUGGCAAGUCCAACAUCUCUUGAGUUUGGGGGAGGGGUCCCAUCCCCCUCAUUCCUGAAUGCUAACGAGCAAGGCAGUGGCAGUCAGACAGUGGGUCAAGGCCAGCAGUGAGAGGCCCGAUGUCCUGCAAACGAGGGGCAGGCCCUGGCUGCCUCUGGACCUCAUCGGGGCUCACUCACAGGACACGAGGCUCCGCUUUUCCACCUCCCGGUGAAGCAGUGUUAUUAACUUGGGGCCUGGGUGGUCUCCCAGCAGUGUGUGUAUAUGUGUGUGUGCACACGUGGGGAGACCAAACUGGACCCCCCCCCCUUCAGUGCAAUAAAGACAUGUCAUGGUCA
Vombatus ursinus (common wombat) is the source of this 3513-nucleotide messenger RNA. It is a transcript of the gene NKPD1, whose product is annotated as NTPase KAP family P-loop domain containing 1. The record is from RefSeq and is a predicted model, not a curated record. The transcript is spliced from 3 exons. The coding region runs from base 1198 to 3198 and encodes 666 amino acids. Lineage: Eukaryota; Metazoa; Chordata; Mammalia; Diprotodontia; Vombatidae.